Molecule: messenger RNA, 306 nt
Organism: Nannizzia gypsea CBS 118893
Lineage: Eukaryota; Fungi; Ascomycota; Eurotiomycetes; Onygenales; Arthrodermataceae
Exons: 1
Coding region: 1-306 (101 amino acids)
Source: RefSeq, a predicted model, not a curated record
AUGAGUCGAUUAACUACUCCACAGGUCCUGGAUGGUGAGAUGCGCGAUGUAUGGGAGGACCCCGGUCCAGCUAUCACUCUCCGUGCAAGGGACAGGGGUACUGAUGCAUCUCACGAUCGAAGAUGGAACAACCAAGUGUCGUCGUCUCCUUUGAUUCUUCCUCAAGAUGUCAAGCUUCAACUUGAUAUCGAACGAAACGAGGAUGGGGGACCUCGCGGAGAUAUUCACGUGAUAUGUUUAGUCAUCGAAAGAAGCAACAACCGCAAGACUUUUGAAAGACGGCUGGAGACCGUGGACGGACGGUGA